GGUAUUGUUCAGAAGACAGACAUGUGAUACUUUCAUUCUUGUAAUUGUUGAUUGGAACAAUAACUUUUACGCGUCUGGACACAAUAGUUGUUUGAGCAAGUUGUUUUGCGUUAAAUUGGACAAUGGUUGGUUAGUAGAGAGUGUUAAUGUGUUUUUAGAGGACAGUAUUUGUUAAUCCCUUGCGUAAUGGACAAUCAAACUAGUGACAAUAUUUUAAAGUUGUUUACGUCGUUAAUAGUAUAAAUUAGGUUCGUAUUCGUAGUUAGUUAGUUAGUUUUUAGCCUUCGGGCUUAAGGAUCAAAAGUCGCGGACGGUCUUUCAAACAUUUGGUAGCAGAGGGUAGUUUUUGCCGUGGACAAACUUGGACAGAGGAAGGCCAAUUGACGAGAAGCAUGACUUCAAACGCAGGUGAAGAAGGAAGGACAGAAGAUGGAAUCGGAAGAGGGGAAGACGUGGAAGAUUUGGAAGAAAAAUUGGAAAGCUUGAAGCAAGAAAAAGCAAAAGCAAAGUCGGCGUUCACACGUGCAAGAAAGCAGUUGUUGGAACUGGUGGAAGAAAUGGAUCUACCAAACAGACAUCAGGUUCGAGAUGGGCAAACGAAAUUGGACAGCACACAAGAAAGGGCACUGAAGAUCAUGAUCGCACUGUCAGAGCACUAUCAAUGGCAGAAGAACGGAACAGCAAGACAAAAAGUUACUCAGGAAAUGGAGCAAUUGGUGCAAGAAUUCGAAGAGACCCACAACAGAGUACAGGAGUAUCUGGAUGAACGAAGAGAUUCAGAAUCAAGUAAGACAGCGGGAUCUUACAACCCACGAGAGGAUCGAAAGGAAGCGAAAUUUGAUUCUUCUCAAUUUCACAACAAUUCUGAGCGACAAGAGCUUCAGCACAAGUCAACCAAUGUCGGUGUUGGCGCGAAAAGAAGUCAGUUUCCAAUGACCCCGGAGGAACAUUCACAGCAACUGCAACAGUCAGUCAGAUUUGGUGGUGAUCACAGACGAUCUGAGCGAUAUUCACACGAAGAGUCACUUGGUCAGGACAUGUGGCGACAGCUGCAGCGUGUUGCGAUUCCCGUUUUCUCUGGUGACAAGCGAAAGUAUGAGAACUGGAAAGCUGCAUUUCUGGCUUGCAUUGACAGAGCUCCUGCGACUCCUGAAUACAAGCUGCUGCAGUUGAGGCAAUAUCUAUCUGGCGUUGCACUGGAAGCGAUCGAGAAUCUUGGCUUUUCUGGAGCUGCAUAUGAAGCUGCAAAGGACAGGUUAGAGCGAAAAUUUGGUGGCAAGAGGAGGGAAAUCGCAAUUCACUUGGAGGACAUGGAUAAUUUCAAACCAGUGAGAGAUGGAUGUUCAAAAGACAUAGAGAAGUUUGCAGAUCUACUUGAUGUUCUGGUGGUGAAUCUACUGGAGAGUGGACGUCACGAUGAAUUGGGAAAUGGAUCUCUCUACAUCAAGCUACUGAAGAAACUUCCAGAAACACUGCUGACGCAGUACAAUCGAUGGAUCUUUGAGAAUCGAAGAAGAGAAUGCGUUGAAACACUGAAGAUGUGGGUGAUUCAAGAGUCUGAAUUCUACACAGUUGCAAGAGAGACAGUGCAUGGUGUAUCAAGCGAAAGAAGAAACAGUAGAUCAAGAAACUUAGCAGGAGAGAAGAAAACCACAUUCUUUGGUGCUACUGAAGAAUUAACACAAGUGAAUCGUUUUCAAGUUGGUAGAUCAGGUGUCACUGGUGGGAAAUACGGUAAGCAGCGACUGUGCAAAGUGUGCAAUGGUAGACAUGGUGUAUGGGCAUGUGAUGCUUUUCGAAACAUGGACAUUCGACAGCGAUGGAAUGUGGCAAAGCAUUUCAAAUUGUGUUUUCGGUGCCUUGGUGAUGACCACAGUGGUAGUAAAUGUACUCGAAGUAGAGUGUGUGGUAUUCGUGGAUGUCAGGAAACACACAACAAGUUGCUGCAUAGCAUGGGUAACAGGAUCACUGGAAAGCAAAACAGCAAUGAAACAAGGACACCAGAAGCCUUCAAUCAGCAAUCAGUCAGCAGUAGCAGUCAGCAACAGUUGUCAUCGUCAGUCACGGAGGGGGAGCGUUUGCAGAGGAAUUUUGCAACACAAACAACGAUGGUGUGCUCAAAAUCAGAUGUCAAAGGAGCAACAGCAUUGAGAACCAUUCCGGUUGUUUUGAAAAAUGGCUGUCGAAGAUUGAAAUUGAACGCACUUCUUGAUGAUGCCAGCACUCAAACGUAUGUGAAUGAAGAUGUUGCAGCAGAACUGGGUCUCAAUGGUACCUUUGAAACAAUAAAGGUCAAUGUUUUGAAGAUUGCAAGUCUUUUCAAACCAUGCCUGUCGAGUUUGGACUUGAAAGUGUAA
This is a messenger RNA of Rhopilema esculentum, 2357 nucleotides long. The record is from RefSeq and is a predicted model, not a curated record. NCBI's taxonomy places the organism in Eukaryota, Metazoa, Cnidaria, Scyphozoa, Rhizostomeae, Rhizostomatidae.